Molecule: messenger RNA, 243 nt
Organism: Protopolystoma xenopodis
Lineage: Eukaryota; Metazoa; Platyhelminthes; Monogenea; Polystomatidea; Polystomatidae
Source: the annotation of a GenBank genome assembly
CCGCUCAACUUGAGUGUUGAUUACCGUCGUACCCUUUUCCCCUAUAAGGCCAUGCCAGGGCGCGAAGGUGGCAAGAAGAAGCCGCUUAAACAGCCAAAGAAAGAGGACAAGUUUAUCGAUGAAUCGGAUGUCGCCUUAAAGCUGAGAAUGCGCGAAGAACAAAAGAAGCUUGAAGACUUCAAAAAAGUAGCUUCGACCAGAGGUCCAAUCGGUUCGGGCUCAAAAAAAGUUUCUAAAAAGUAG